Messenger RNA from Lachancea dasiensis, 3840 nucleotides. The record is from the annotation of a GenBank genome assembly. Lineage: Eukaryota; Fungi; Ascomycota; Saccharomycetes; Saccharomycetales; Saccharomycetaceae.
AUGAAGUUCGGGAAAACAUUUCCAAAUCACCAGGUCCCAGAAUGGUCCCAUCGGUACGUAAAUUACAAGAACCUUAAAAAGCUUAUCAAAGAGAUUGUGUGCGUUCAAGAGAACUUGCGCAAGCAGAGGAAGGAAGACACUGGUGUAGCCAGUACUCCCGGAAGGGUGAGAGGUGACUUUAGCUUGGAUGAUAGCUUUUUCGAAGAUACCCUUGUAAAAAAACGGCUGGCAACGUUUUUCUUUGCGCUAGACAGAGAUAUCGAGAAGGUCAGCGAGUUUUACAACAGUCAGUAUUUGGAGUAUGACCGAAGGUUACGGAGGCUGUUGUCUUCCGUUCAAUUGACAGGAUUGAGCAAGACGAAUAGGUCUGAGCUGGAUACCACUAUUCCACAUCCGGAAGCUGCUCCGUUGGCUUCGGACACCACUGAGGAUUAUGCGGAAAUUUGGGCAAUUCUGGUCGAGUUGCGCUCUGACUUUCGGAAUUUGAAGUGGUUUGCUGAACUCAACAAGCGGGCUUUUGCCAAAAUACUCAAAAAGCUUGAUAAAAAAGUAGGUACUCAUCAUCAGCAAGCCUACCUACAACAUCGGAUCUUACCGCUUGGUAUCUCCAACGACGCUGAAAUCACAAAAGAGCUUAACGUCAUCAACGAAACUUUGGACAAGUUCUUUCCCUCUAUUCCAAAUCUACAGGAGCCCAUGAAUCAGGACCCGGAUACUGAGGAGCCACAGCUGACUUCUAACGAUGUAUCUUCUCCAUUUAAUGUUGUAGCUCAUCUCAUAAAAAAGGAUGACGGAAGGAGCCUCGUAAAUGAGCUCGUCUCAAUGUACAGAUCAGUUGUUUUUAUACCCAAGAGGACCUUGAUUGCGUUGCUUAAUAAAGCUGCACUGUCACAGUCAUUUAAAUGUAUUGACGAGAUUUUGAAGAUUAUACCUACUUUAGGAGACCAUUCCGAUAUCAGUGGCCGUAACUUCUUUCAUCACCACGUUAUUGCAUUGGGCAAGGGCCGCAAGCAACAAGCUUCUAACGGAGCCAAACCAAACUCCAAUCGGGAUAGCGACAAAACACAUUCUGGGGAUUCUUUGGCUAAUUUACCAAAAGUGGAGGCUGCUAUUCUACCUGAUCAAACUUCAAGAUUAGUUGGUGCGUAUGGGCCGGAUGGAAUCAAUUCCAAUGACUCACCAGUUUCUUUGCUCUACAUUUUAAACCGCCUUCCUCCCCACCUCAGAUCAAGUCUCUUGCAAAAGGAUGCGUACAAGAGGACACCCUUGCACUAUUCGGCACAGUACGGAUUGUUCGCAGUCUCAAAAUUGAUCAUCGAAAGUUUGAAAGAAUGGGGCGCAUGGGAUCCUGCCAUUUCCAUAGAUAAUGAAGAAAUUUGGGGGGAUGGCGAAGGAUUCACACCUUUACAUUUAGCCGUAAUUGGACUUCAUCCCAGAACUGUGGUAUCACUAACAGGUUAUGGUAACGCAAGCACUACGAUACAAUCUCAGCGUUUGCUCCAUCUAGCCACAAAGUUAGACUCUCCCGAAUUGUUGAAGGCUCUCCUUUCGGUGAAAGGUUUUUCAAUUGACUAUGCAGACCCAGAGACCUCUGAAACGGCCUUGUAUAUCGCAGCUAAGCUAAAUUUAAGUCAAGCUGCAGAAUUCCUGCUAGAAAUGGGUGCUGACACAGAAAUUGGAGAAGCCAACUUCGGUUGGACACCAAUUUUCGUUGCUGCCACAGAAGGAUUUUAUGAUUUAGCGAAAUCUCUCGCCGAUCAUGGUGCUGAUUUCGCAAAAUUCGAUGAAAGCGGGUGGACCCCCAUGGAACAUGCGGUGCUGAGGGGGCACUUAAAUGUUGCGGAGCUUCUAACCAUUGAUGACCCUGCUAUCACAAAGCCUAAACUUGCCACGAAGCUUUCAGGUGAAGAAGACGAAGGUGCGGAUAAGCGGCCGAGCUUGAUUAGUCGCUCAACAAACACAUCAGAAUCUCAUUCGAGCCAAGGAAGCUUUUAUAAGCACUCAGAAGGCUCUGAAAGCUUUAUUUCAGGGGGUUCAGAUACGAAUCUCAAGAAUACUACCAAACAUAACUUAUUGAAGCACUCUGUCAAUGGCGGAUCGAAGAACUUUUUGGCCAAAAAUUCUCGUCAGUCUCCUCCCCUAGUCAAAUCAUUUGGCCAUAAUUACCUCCACAAGGACCAAUCCAUUGUAUUGGUAUCCUUGGGGUCCAAAGAAGGUACUAAUGCGGUUUCGUUCAAUAAGGUCCCUCUGUCCAAAGUAUCCUCUACCGAACUUGAUACCGCCCUAUCGUUAGUGAUCACCUGUCCCGGUGACCUUAACAAUACACCUGCGGUUUUGGAUUUGCCCCUUGAUGAUACCCUGGAUCCUGUUCAUUUUACUGUUCCUUUCAAAGAGGACUCUGCGCACACAGUUUAUUUUGACAUCGUACCUACCUAUGGAUAUCAUGCUAUGAAAAUUAUGAACACCUCCCAAGAAAGGUCCUCAAACCCUUACUCAGAACCCGGACAAGGUAACAAUUUGGGUGAAACUCGAAGCAUACACUCGGGCACUUCGAUAACCCAUGCGAAGACUGAGCACUCCAGAAUUUUGGGACGCGCGGUUGCAUUACUCCACCGGGAAACAAUGUCUGUUGGGCCAAAUCGGAUUUCGCUGUCAGAUACUCGGACUGUACCUAUCAUCGAAAGUGAGACUUUGGAGGUUUUAGGCUCCAUCAAGUAUGAAUUUAUGGUUGUGAAACCUUUUGUUCAUCCAAACGUAUCCUUGAGUAGGGGAGAAACUUUUUGGAAAUCUUUGGUGGCUUCUAGAGUAAUCGGUCACAGAGGCUUGGGCAAAAACAUGAACACAAACAGAUCAUUACAGUUGGGUGAAAACACCGUCGAAUCCUUCAUCGCCGCUGCAUCGCUAGGUGCUUCGUAUAUCGAGUUUGAUGUACAGUUGACUAAAGACAAUGUUCCUGUGAUCUAUCAUGAUUUUCUGGUGGCAGAGUCUGGUGUGGAUAUUCCAAUGCACGAACUGACACUUGAACAAUUCUUGGAUUUGAAUGACGCCGAUAGACCUGGCAAGACUAGCAAUGGUCGUUCGAUGGACGACACUGACGCAGCCCUUCUUAACCGUUCAUCCCAUAUACAGAAAGAGGGUAUCGGCUCUAGCACCGAAAAAUCUUCAGUAGACAAGAAAACGCCUCUGGCCAAGAUGUUCGAAGAUAGAAUGCGUCUCACUAAGACCUUUAAAAAAAAUAAUUACAAGGGUAACGCUCGUGGUCAUUCGAUUGCUAGCUCGUUUGUCACCUUGAAGGACCUGUUCAAGAAGAUCCCUUCCAAUGUCGGAUUCAACGUUGAAUGCAAAUAUCCCAUGUUGGACGAAGCUAUCGAGGAUGACAUUGGUCAUAUUUUUGUGGAGCUUAACCACUGGUGUGACACUGUUUUGAAUGUGGUUUACGACAAUGUUAACGGGCGUGACAUCAUGUUUUCGUCGUUUCACCCUGAUAUAUGUAUCAUGUUGUCCUUGAAACAACCCUCGUUCCCAAUUUUGUAUCUAACCGAAGGUGGGACAAAGAAGACUAUUGACGCUCGUGCUGCCUCGCUCCAAAAUGCAAUUAGAUUCGCACGUACCUGGGAUUUGUUGGGAAUUGUUUCGGCUGCAAAACCCAUUAUAAAGGCCCCACGUCUCGCCCAAGUGAUUAAAUCCAAUGGAUUAGUGUGCGUAACGUACGGCGUGGACAACAACGAUCCAGAGGUGGCGCAGAUCGAAAUGAAUGCCGGUGUUGACGCCGUGAUUGUCGACAGCGUGCUGGCGGUCCGCAGAGGUCUCACCAAAUCUGCAACGGCGGUCAAAGAGUAA